UUACCACUCUCCUCGUUGGCGAUUAGCCACCACAAUCCAGUUUAGAUUCAUCUACUCCUUCCUCCUCCUCGUUGGCCUAUUCAUCUCCUCGUUAACUAACCUUUUCUCCAUAACCACACCAUCGUUCUUCCUUGUCCUCUUUGGGCUAACAACAACCACAAAGCAAUUUCUGCAAUCGAUUUGUUGUUUUCAGUAGUAAUCACAGGAUUCAGUAUUCCGUCGAGGCAACAAGCAAAAGGCACGAUCGAUGCAAGAGUUCGUGAUGCGACCAGAGCAAAAGCGGAAGUUUCUGCAAAAGGCACCUAACGGUCCGUUUGUGUGAAAUUACACUAUGCCCCAAGUUUGAUUUUAUCCUUGCUCCACGUAUACUGGUUUGACUGGCUGUAACUUUCAGCCUGUGCAUUCCAGCCUCCUCCUAUAUCAUCUCUGCUUUUGUGGAACUGACGAAGGCAUAAAGCUAGAUAUUUCUCCCGUCCAUGUAUCUUCCCAUGAUCACAGGAAGGCUACCCAUGAAAGCAAUACUGGUCCUUCUCCUUCUUGUUUUGUGCACUGCAGCUUGCCACGCUAAGGAUGAUCCUCAUCACUGUGAGCCUUCUUCCUGCGGCGACAUCCACAACAUAAGUUACCCUUUCCGACUCAAUGAUGAUCCAAACAAGUGCGGUGACUUAAGGUAUAACCUGUCUUGUGAGAACAAUCUCACUGUAUUACACUUUUAUUCAGGAAAAUACUAUGUGCUUGCCAUCAAUUAUGGAAACGCCACAAUCCGAGUUGUGGAUGCCAAUGUUCGCAAGGGUAACUGCUCUUCAAUCCCUCGUAAUUCGUUGGCCAGCUAUAACUUCAGUGAUGAGGAUCCAUACAGCAUUUAUAUAUGGAAAGGUGCCAAUUUGUCGAACUCGGAUAUGUUGGAACUGUCAAAGCCUAUAAUCUUCAUGACCUGUGAAACUCGGCCUGUGAAUUCGUCUCUCUAUAUGGAUACUGCUCCUUGCAUUAAUGCAAAAAGUGGGCGUUCUUUUGUUAUCACUGAAAGCUUAAAUGUCUCGGAUUUGUGGGAUUCAUGUCGCAUACAGCUGAUGGUCUUGAUAUCAUCGUCGAUUGGGACAAAGGACAUGAACAGUUCCUACAUAGACAUCCACAACGAGCUGCUCUAUGGUUUUGAACUUUCAUGGUUGAAGAGGUAUACACAAGGUCCAAAUUGGUCUAGGUGGUGCUAUUUCGACAAUGAUACCAACAAAGUUAAUUGUAGCAUCUGGACUUAUCCUACCUAUGCAGGCACCACCGUCUUGGACUUUAUAACAGAUAUAUUCAUGCGAUUCAUUUCUAUAUUUCCAAUGGCAGUAUCUUGGUGGAUUUUGGCAAAGCUUGGACUCGGAAUUCCAUGUGUGCUUGUGUUUUUAAUCUUGAAGUUGAAAAGACGACAUUUAUCAAUGUACAGUGUUAUUGAAGAAUUCUUACAGAGUCACAACAACCUCAUGCCUAUACGGUACUCCUACUCCAACAUCAAGAAGAUGACUAAAGGAUUUAAGGAUAAAUUGGGGGAAGGAGGUUAUGGCGCUGUAUAUAAAGGAAAGCUUCGGAGCGGUCACCUUGUUGCUGUUAAGAUGUUGGGAAAUUCCAAAGCUAAUGGGCAAGAUUUUAUGAAUGAAGUUGCUACCAUUGGAAGAAUUCAUCAUGUAAAUGUGGUGCGACUAAUUGGCUAUUGUGCUGAGGGAUCAAAGCGUGCUCUUAUAUAUGAGUACAUGUCAAAAGGGUCUCUUGAUAAACACAUAUUUCCUAAGGAAGGACUCAUCUCCUUAAGUUGCAAGGAAGCAUUUGAAAUUUCCCUAGGAGUGGCCCGUGGUAUUGAUUAUCUGCAUCAAGGAUGUGAUAUGAAAAUUUUGCAUUUCGAUAUCAAGCCACACAACAUUCUUCUUGACGAGAAGUUUGUUCCCAAGAUUUCAGACUGUGGUCUAGCAAGAUUAUGCCCAUUAGAUGACAACAGUUUAACUUUGACCGCAGCAAGAGGAACCAUUGGAUACAUAGCUCCGGAAUUGUUUUACAAGAAUAUUGGAGGUGUGUCAAACAAAGCUGAUAUCUAUAGUUUUGGAAUGUUGUUGAUGGAAAUUGCAGGGAAAAGAAGGAAUUUAAAUGCACUUGCAGCAAAUACGAGCCAAAUUUACUUUCCUUCUUGGGUGUACGACCAGUUCAAUGAAGAAAAGGAGGUGGAAAUUGAAGAUGCCACGGAUGAGGAAAAGAAACUAACAAAGAAAAUGCUCAUGGUAGCAUUGUGGUGUAUACAAAUGAAGCCUAGUGACCGUCCUAAUUCGAUGAACAAAGUAGUAGAGAUGCUUGAAGGAGAAGUUGAAUACAUUCAAAUGCCUCCAAAGCCUUUCCUAUAUCCACAAGACAUGCCAGUAGUGGAUGAUGAAGAUGAUUCGGAAACAACUUUGACAUCAUCACUGCCAUUGAAAAAUGAAGCUCAAGAGUCAAUUAGUUCGAUUCAAAAUCCAAAUUAAAGGAAGUGAUGUACUAGUUAAUAUUUGUAUUCACAAUGGAGCAGGCAUUUCAUAUCAUGCAGUAAUUAAUAAGUGUUCUUCCAUGCUCCGCA
Messenger RNA from Rosa rugosa (rugosa rose), 2584 nucleotides. Its product is annotated as LEAF RUST 10 DISEASE-RESISTANCE LOCUS RECEPTOR-LIKE PROTEIN KINASE-like 2.3. Gene Ontology annotation, molecular function: ATP binding; protein kinase activity; polysaccharide binding. NCBI's taxonomy places the organism in Eukaryota, Viridiplantae, Streptophyta, Magnoliopsida, Rosales, Rosaceae. The transcript has 5 exons. Gene Ontology annotation, biological process: protein phosphorylation. The record is from RefSeq and is a predicted model, not a curated record. Bases 477 to 2492 code for a protein of 671 amino acids.